AACUGUGUUUAAAAGUCCAGUAGCUCCAGUAGCACGUUGGUGUAAAGUGGUUGUCGGUAGCUUUCUGUACAAACCUGAAACAUGUCCACUACUUGUAAAUUAAUGAUGACAUGUAGCAAAACACGUCAGUUUUGCAGAUUGUUAUACCCUCCCACAUCGUUUUAUUCCAACUCACACAUCGUACAAAAAUCGCGUGUAUACGAUAAAUUGAUAAGAACCACAUUACAUAAAUCUUUUAUCGACGGUCAGUUAACUUUGCAUUUUUCAACGUCAAGAAUUUCAAAGUCUAGUACUACGACUAUGGCAGAAGGUGAUGUAAAAGAACUCAAUGUUCAUUAUAAAGAUAUUAUAAAAGCUCAGAAAGAUGACAAUGUACUCAUUAUUGACGUCAGGGAACAAAAUGAGAUUGAUGAGACCGGAAAACUACCAGGAAGUAUUCAUAUACCAAUGGGAGAUGUAUCUAAUAAUUUACUUAACUUGUCUGACAAAGACUUUAAAAAUAAAUUUGACAAAGAAAAACCUACAAAAGAUACGAAGAUCAUAUUAAGUUGUAGAUCCGGUAAAAGAAGUGGAAUGGUACAAGAGGAGAUACAAAAGCUUGGAUACAAAAAUGCAUAUAACUAUGUUGGUGGAUGGUUAGAUUGGGAAAGUAAAAUACAAGGAUAGACUUAUCUACUCUUAUCUAGUGAAAUUUAUUCAGCAAUAAAUUGUUAUCAAUUACUCAAAAUAAAAAUCGUUUAAAUCGACUUUAAUUAGUACUAGUUACAUAAUACGCGAGUUACGUUUAUUAAUUAUAUAUAUAUAUAUACACAUAAUUCAGAGCUUGUAUACAUAUAAUUGUACAUAUGCAAACACUUCAUCAAUCAUUCUUUACCAUUACUCGAUAAUGUAAAAUAUAGACCAUUCAUUUUACACAAAAUA
Megalopta genalis is the source of this 921-nucleotide messenger RNA. Its product is annotated as rhodanese domain-containing protein CG4456. NCBI's taxonomy places the organism in Eukaryota, Metazoa, Arthropoda, Insecta, Hymenoptera, Halictidae. The record is from RefSeq and is a predicted model, not a curated record.